AAACAAAUCGCCAGUUUUUGGCCAUGACGAGCCAUUUUAUGAGCGUGCUGCGCCAGGCAUUCAAGACAUUCGAUCGAGCCAAUCUUGCCAGCUUCAAUGCCAAUCUUCAGCACCUCAAGCAGCUAACUGAUGAGCUAACCUAUCGGGAUCUGCACAUUAAGGAGGAGCUGUUUCGCGACGAUGUCACCAAUGCCGCCCGUGCACCCUGCAGCUACAUGCACAUCUUCGAGGACGAACGCUUCUCCAUGAGCUUGUUCAUAGUGCGCGGCAACAAUUCGAUUCCGUUGCACGAUCAUCCCAUGAUGUAUGGCCUGCUGCGCUGUAUCUGGGGCAAAUUGCACGUACAGAGCUACUCACAGCAGCUGGCCCCAGAUGAGCCGCUAUUGUAUGAUAUGAAUCCCACGCUGGUCAAGGUUACCGCCGAGGAGCCCAGCCUGGUGACAGCCGAGACAUCGAGCGCAUUGCUCACGCCACGCAAACGUAACUAUCAUCAGAUAACGCAUGCCGGAAGCGGCAUAGCUGCUUUUUUCGAUAUACUAAGUCCACCAUACGAUGCCAAUAUGCCGAUAUAUGGUCCUCGCCGUUGCCGCUUCUAUCGCCCCAAGUCGGAUGGUGACCAGCUGCAGCUGCAGUGCAUUCCUUCGCCAGCUAGCUAUUACUGUGAUUGGACACAAACGCCCGAUUCUGUGCUGCAGUGCGUCUUUAUGUGCGCCACCGAAUCUUACGGCGCCAAUGUCACCGAUGUACAGUGAAGUAUCUAUAAAAUUUAUAUGUAACCUUAAUUUAUUUCCACUCAACAUCACAUACAGCAUGCCAGGAGCGGCAGCUUCAAACAUUUUCUGUGUUAUUUAAAUAAAAUUGCCUCUUUUUUUAAUGUAAA
Molecule: messenger RNA, 880 nt
Organism: Drosophila novamexicana
Lineage: Eukaryota; Metazoa; Arthropoda; Insecta; Diptera; Drosophilidae
Product: 2-aminoethanethiol dioxygenase
Exons: 1
Coding region: 24-752 (242 amino acids)
Cellular component (GO): mitochondrion
Molecular function (GO): oxidoreductase activity, acting on single donors with incorporation of molecular oxygen, incorporation of two atoms of oxygen
Source: RefSeq, a predicted model, not a curated record